CACGGUCACAAUACAGUAAAACAAAGUCACAUGCUGCAAUGAGCCCUCCACCCGCAGAGAUCCCGCUCCCAUCCAACCCUUUUAAUGAAGCAGGAAUCCACAGAGCCUACUCGUUAUGUCUCGCUGUAGAAAGCUUCGAAGGCUGGGGCCUUCAGCACGCAGGCGUCACAACCACUCGGCCCCAAUCGGUGGAUCCUCUUGAAAAAUGGGCCCCUCUAGUUGUCGGCAGAUGUCUGGGCUAUGCCCUCAUCGAGGCACCCACCGUUACGGGAAGAAGAAACCUGGCACAAGAUAUCAAUGCCUGUAUUAAAGAAGAAUCUGGAGAAAACGAUUACGCCGCUCUCGCAUCGCUGACCCAACUUUACGUUGCAGGAAUGAUUCGAUUGUUUCGCAAUGCAAAAGGCCCUAUACCAACUCCAAUGAUAUCGCACUCCCCACGAAGAUCUCUUGCGAUUUUGGCUCACGACAUUGAAGUCGCGUUAGUCGAACCUCAUAAGUCUGCAAAUGCUAAGCUUAUUGCUCUCGAACGGGAUGGCUUCAGCUGUGUCAUUACGGGAUCUAUUGACAUCGAUUCCGCGAAAAAGGGUUAUGUCCAGUUCCCGCCAGCUGGGAAACAGUGGGGCCUCACGCAGGUUGCACAUAUCUUUGGGGAAACAAACGACGAAAACAUACUUGGGGAAGGUUGUACAGUAAAGCGCGAGUGGGCAUCAACUGCGGCAGCCCUCGUUGAACGAUACGCGGAGAUUUCUAUUCGUGAAGAACUCAAUGGAUCAAAUAUCCACCGUGCUGCCAACAUAUUCACGCUCGGGACGGGAGUUCACGGGCUCUUCGAUUCUCUCUAUAUUUCGCUUGAGCCUGUCAAGGGUAAUUUGCACACAUAUAAUCUCCACACGUACCCGGCAAACAUACACGAUAGAUACCCUGUUCCUGAACAGGUCAGGUUUGUUGACCACGGCGAGAACAACACCGAAUUGCCAGAUCCUCGCUAUCUACAGCUCCACCACGUCUGUGCCAAGGUCCUUCGCCUUUCGGGUGCUGCAGAGGUUAUUGAGACAUUCGAGAGGGACAUGGAACAGCUGGAGGUUCUUGCAACGGAUGGAUCAUCGGCUAAAUACCUGAGCGAGGCACUAUCUGGUGCUCUCUCCCAGACUACCGCGGUGCACUGAGUGAAGUGUUGGGAGUGCCCAGUAGUGGGCCUGCCAAAAUAAAGUACCAAGCUUGAACUGGUGCUUUUUGUUUACCAUAAGAGUACCCUAAUACAAGAUACUAUGAGUAUUCGGCUCAUGGGAGCUUAUAACUAUUAAACUGGUUCAAUAGACUGUGACAGGACCGUUGAGCAAGCGUCACACCUCCUUCAC
Molecule: messenger RNA, 1358 nt
Organism: Marasmius oreades (fairy-ring Marasmius)
Lineage: Eukaryota; Fungi; Basidiomycota; Agaricomycetes; Agaricales; Marasmiaceae
Exons: 5
Coding region: 39-1166 (375 amino acids)
Source: RefSeq, a predicted model, not a curated record